Messenger RNA from Balaenoptera musculus (blue whale), 5150 nucleotides. It is a transcript of the gene MAPK13, whose product is annotated as mitogen-activated protein kinase 13. The transcript has 11 exons. Gene Ontology annotation, molecular function: MAP kinase activity; ATP binding. The record is from RefSeq and is a predicted model, not a curated record. Gene Ontology annotation, cellular component: cytoplasm; nucleus. Gene Ontology annotation, biological process: protein phosphorylation; MAPK cascade. Bases 84 to 1154 code for a protein of 356 amino acids. Lineage: Eukaryota; Metazoa; Chordata; Mammalia; Artiodactyla; Balaenopteridae.
CGUGGGCGGGGGCCGGGUGCUGGGAGCCUGGCGGGCCGCGAACGUAGCUAUCGCGCUGGGGCCGCCGAGAUUGAGUGCCCGGGAUGAACCUCACCUGGAAAAAGGGCUUCUACAAGCAGGACGUCAACAAGACCGCCUGGGAGCUGCCCAAGACCUACGUGUCCCUGACGCACGUAGGCAGCGGGGCCUACGGCGCCGUGUGCUCAGCCAUCGACAAGCGGUCAGGGGAGAAGGUGGCCAUCAAGAAACUGAGCCGGCCCUUCCAGUCGGAGGUCUUUGCCAAGCGGGCCUAUCGCGAGCUGCUGCUGCUGAAACACAUGCAGCAUGAGAACGUCAUCGGACUCCUGGAUGUCUUCACCCCAGCCCCUUCUCUGCGCAACUUUCAUGAUUUCUACCUGGUGAUGCCCUUCAUGCAGACGGACCUGCAGAAGAUCAUGGGGAUGGAGUUUGGUGAGGACAAGAUCCAGUACCUGGUGUAUCAGAUGCUCAAAGGUCUUAAGGACCUGAAGCCAGGCAACCUCGCUGUGAAUGAGGACUGUGAGCUGAAGAUUUUGGAUUUUGGGUUGGCACGGCACGCAGAUGCAGAGAUGACUGGCUAUGUGGUGACCCGCUGGUACCGGGCCCCUGAGGUGAUCCUCAGCUGGAUGCGCUACAACCAAACUGUGGACAUCUGGUCUGUGGGCUGUAUCAUGGCAGAGAUGCUGACGGGGAAAACUCUGUUCAAGGGGAAAGACUACCUGGACCAGCUGACCCAGAUCCUGAAAGUGACGGGGGUGCCGGACGCUGAGUUUGUGCAGAAGUUGAAUGACAAAGCGGCCAAAUCCUACAUCCAGUCCCUGCCACAAAGCCCCAAGAAGGAUUUCUCUCAGCUCUUCCCGCGUGCCAGCCCCCAGGCUGCAGACCUGCUGGAGAAGAUGCUGGAGCUGGACGUGGACAAGCGCCUGACCCCCUCUCAGGCCCUCACCCACCCCUUCUUUGAAUCCUGCCGGGACCCUGAGGAGGAAACAGAGGCCCAGCAGCCAUUUGAUGAUUUCUUAGAACAUGAGAAACUCACAGUGGAUGAAUGGAAGCAGCACAUUUACAAGGAGAUUGUGAACUUCAGCCCCAUUGCCCGGAAGGACUCUCGGCGCCGGAGUGGCAUGAAGCUGCAGUGACCCGUCUAGCCCGACCCUCGGCUGAGCCCAGGAAUGGCCACAUGGUACCACCUGCCAGGCACUGCCCCUGGGACCAAUAUUUAUUUAUUGAAGUUUUAGCCCGUCUUGGAUUAUAGCCUUCCAAGUAGAGGACAGAGGACCCUUGUCCUUGUGUAGGAAACAGGCCUAGUAGAUGCAGAAUUCAGAGGUGAUGGUUGGGAGAAAAUAGCUAUGAUCAUAACUGGCCAUAUUAAAGCACCAAUCUGGAGAAUCGCCUGUGUGUGGGGUCCUUACCUGCAUGGCUGUAGUGGGGCUGAACUGGGGCAGGAGUCUACGGCAGUGAUGGUGUAUUAGUUUGCUAGGGCUGCGGUAACGAAUUAUCACAAACUGUGUGGCUUAAAAUGAUAGAAAUUUAUUCUCACAGUUCUGGAGGCUGGUAGUCUGAAACCAAGGUGUGGGCAGGUCCAUGUUCCCUUUUGAAGGUUCUAGGGAAGAAUCCCUCCUGGCCUCUUUUUAGCUUCUGGUAGCUCCUGGAAUCUUUGGUGUUCUUUGGCUUAUAGCUGCAUCACCCCUAUCUCUGCCUCUGUCUUCACAUGGCCUUCUCUGCUCUGUGUAUUUCUGUCUUUGGCUGAUCUUAUAAGAACAUCAGUCACUGAAUUUAGGACCCACCCUAAUCCAGUGUGAUCUCAUCUUAAUCCUUAGUAAUUACAUCUGCAAAUAUCUCAUUUUCAAAUAAAGUCACAUUCUGAGGUUCUGGGUGGACAUGAAUUUUGGGGGCACAUUUUUCAACCCACUACAGAUGGCCAUGAGGGAGGGGCCCCAUCCCAGAGCCCCUUUGUUGCGGAGCCAAACGUGUUUGGCUGCUAAAUUAAAGGAGUUGCAGAGAGCUGCAGCUGGUGAGACAUUGCAUGCAGGUUAUUUUGGGUGAGUGAUCAGCAAUCAAGAUAUGAAACAGCAGGCUUGUUGACUGGGAGGUGCAAAAGGCAGAAAUGGGCUUUUUCCAGGAAAACGGUUCUACUCCUUCCCCCUUUUGGGAAUUGUACAUCUCUCCUGAGCUUUAACCUGACAAUGGAUUGGAUCCUUCUGUUCAGUUUUGAAAACUCUGUUCAGGUCUCAAACUUCCCUAUGCACCAGGGCCUGGUUAAUAUGCAGAUUCCUGGGCCCAGCCCCUGGGGUUUUGAUUUAGCAGGUCUGGGGUUGAAACCCUAGAACGUUUGAAUGAGGACCCCUUCACCUCAACCCAAGCCCAGUGAUUCUGAUGGAUAUCUGACCACAUUUAGAGAAACAUUUAGUUGAUUUCAGUACCACUUAAUUUGUCAAAAGGCCUAAAUUAGAAAACUACAAUGGGAGACUGAGGGGCUUUAGAUGACUUUCACACUCUCAUUUUAGAGAUGUUAAAACUAAGGCUCAGUCAGGGCAUUUUUAGGGCAGUGAAACUAUUUUGAAUGAUGUCAUGGUGGAUACAUGACAUUAUGCAUUUGUCACAACUAGUGGAACUGUACAACACAGUGAGUGAACCCUCAAGUAAACUAUGGACUUUCUUUAAUAAUAAUGUACCAGUAUUGGUUCAUCAAUUGUAAUAAAUGUACCACAUUAAUGUAAGAUGUUAAUAUUUAAUAUUAGGGGAAACCAUGGGGGUGGGAGGGACAGAGUAUAUGGAACCUUCUGUACUUUUGGCACAAUUUUUCUGUAAACCUAAACCUGUGCUAAAAAAUAAUGUCUAUUUUAAAAAAGAAGAAGAAAAAGCUUGAGGCUCCAGAGAGAUACCCAUGAUGAGAAAGUGGUAAAGUCAGGAUUUGAACCACAGCAGCCUCGAACACUGUGCCAAAGGCUGUCAACCCAAGCUUGGAAUCAAGGGUUGCCAGCCUCCUCGCCCUUCUAGCCUGUCUCUGAGCUUCUUCACUGCUGCCUGUGUCCAAGGAUCCUGUUUUCUCUCCCAAGGAGUGGCCCUCCUAUCCAGGAGGGAGGAGUGGAUCGAGGGAGGGACUCUGACCUUGCUGGUGACUAAACUGCCACUGGUCCCCUUAGUCUAAAUCCUUCAGUGAAUUUGCCUUCUGAGACUCCUCAAUAGCCCCAAGGAAAGUCUAGCCUUCUUGGCCUGGUAGUCAAAGUCCCCUGCAUUCUCUAACCUCAUCUGCUCCUACUGCCUCCCGUUUUCCUUAUGCCAGCAUGGCCUGCCAAGGAACACCAGCCCUGGGAUACCCCAUGAGGCUCAGUAACAGGUUAAAGGCUCUGACAAGUCCUACAGUGAGGAGAACUGUUCAACAUCAUUGUUUAAUCCAGAACUUGCCAAAUGUGCUUAACUGCAGGACCCCCUUUCUCCUGACGGCCAGCACACACAGAAGCCUCUUUGCCUAGUGCAGCCCAGUAUGCAGGUCCCAAAACUGCUUCUCCCCAAGCAGGCCUGGAGCUUGGGCUUCUUUCAAAGCCUCUGCAGAGAAGGCCCUCCCUCUUUCUCCUUCUUAUUCCCUCAAGACUUUGCCUCAGGCCUCCCUCCAGGAAGUCAUUCUCCAUCACCCUCCAUCAGAGAAUGGGCAGCUUCCUCCCUCUGCCCCUGGCCCUCUAUGAACAGCAUUUACAGUGUGUAUGGUUCUGCUUCCCCUCCCCGUUGCCCACUGUGAGCCCCUGAUUGGAACAAACAUCUAUGAAUGAAUGAUGUCCCAGGGGCCUGUUGGUCGUUUCUCUGCCCAGAUCAGACCAGCAUGGUAUCCAGGGCAGCAGAGAACCCAGCAGGAAGCAGAAGUGGGUGGCUUGGCCAGUACCUUAGAGUUUUUCCCCUGAAAAUCUCAGGCUCUCAGACUCCCAGGCCUCUCCCCAUCAUCCCUCAGUGUCCUCCAGUCCAUCCCCCACCCAGAAUUAAACUUCUGUGUGUCACCUCAGCCCCUUCUCUACAAUUAUCUCAAACUUGGGAAGUUUCUCCAGAGGGAGGUGAAGGUGCUGAGCAGUGUGAAGGGGUUCGUGGGUUCUGCCUUACCCUGUGGGUACCUGGCCAGAGUGACAGGAAAUGAGUCCAUUCUCAGGCUGGGUGGGGGGAAGGGGCUGAGCUUGGGGUUCUGGGCUCAGUUACUCUCACAGUUGGCCUGCAGGUCUUUUGCCCCUGGCCCUUGGUGGACAGGGUUGAGCUUUGCCCUGUGGCCAGUGGGGCAGCUCAAAAGGUCUUGACAGAGAUAAGGAAGCCAGACUCAGGAACUGGAGAGAGGUCAGUAACAGCAACUGUGCCCUCGAUUCUCUCCUUUGUGAAAUGAAGGGUGUCUUUGCACAAAGGCACAGCUCCUCUCCUGAGGCAGCCUGGGCCUAUCGCUGGGGCCUGGCAAUUUGUGUCACUUGGGGCAGGGCUAGCCUGGCAUGAAAUGGGGGUGGCACUGCUCCCAGUGAGGGGCAGCACGUGGAAAGUUCCUCCAUCUCUGCCCUUGCAAGGAGAGCCCGGUGUGCACAGAUGUCCCAGUGCCUGCAAGGGUGGAGGCUUGCUUGAAAGAGGGCUUGGCUCAACUUUCACCUGGCACAUUGAAAUAGCUUCUGUUCUCCAGGAGGGUGUGGGACAGUCAUGUCCCUUAGCCGAGAUACAACCACAGCUGGGGAGGGAGGAAUCUCUUCCUCUUUUCCCCACAUUUUCUGUCCUCAUUCUCCCUAAACCCCCUGUGAUUUAAGGUAAGAGGCUGGUGAUUUUCCCCUUAUUCACAAUGGGCAGCAGAGGCCCAAGGCUACUCUACCAAGCUAAAGAAGAUGUCGCUGUCAUGCCUCACACCCCUACCCCAAGAUUUCCUGGAGCAGGAGCAGUGCCUGGUGGGAUUCUGACCUCGUUCCUCCUGUGGGAGCCUAUGCUCAGCGGGGCAGCCGUGCUCACUCUGGGCCAGAGUGUCAACAAGGCCCCCCCACCCCGCCCCGUCUGGGGGCUCCUGACCUUUUUUGUGCCGCGGAUCCCUUCUCAAAAUAUUUUCCUAUGCAUAAAAUAAAAUACACAGGAUAACAAAGGAAGCUAGUUAUGUUGAAAUACAGUUGUGAAAAUAUUUAAAUGUG